GUCCGGCGGUUGGAUUGCGGCCAUUGUUUCCAUUCCGAAUGCAUCAAGGCAUGGUUCCGCCGUGGCCGUUGCAGUGUAUGCCCUCUGGGACGCUGCCCCGUGUCGAAGGACAUCGUUGCGGCGGUCCGAGCGGAGAUGGAUUUUAGCUUGUCAGCGGGUGGUGCUUGGCCGCUCUUGCCGGACAAUACUUUAGCACAGGACACGAGGUCACUUGCCAUUGGCGAGGAGCGGUGUCACGGAAGACUGCCACACGACAGAGGCGGCACAGGCUGGCGGCGAUUCCGGGCAGAGGAUUUCAAUCCCGUCGUAUUGGUACAGAUCCCGGCUGGAGGCAGCGUUUGGGACCCUGGAGGCAGGGCUGUGGGCUGGAGGCCAAGAGCGCUGCCCAUGUGGCAGGAUGCCGACAAGCUCCCCGAGCGAUUGCUGACGACAGAGGUGGACGUGGAGGACCUGCAGCAGCUGCAGGAUCAUGAGCAUUACAUCUUCGACGGCCUCAUGGAGGUCGCCCAGGAGUCGUCUUCACUGGCGCACUCGGCGGGGAGGUGCUUCUACUUCUACGCUCUCUGCUUCGGCGCCUUCCCAGCGCUCUGGCGCCGGGCUCUGGACCGCCUCAGCGGCGCUGCCCCCUUUCCGAGGCUGCAGGCCCAGCUUCGGGUUCUGCGCGGAGUCUUGGAGACGGCUUCUUGGGCAUUGAAGUGGGAGAAGCAGCUUGCCAGCUCGGAAGGCAGCGCUGCCAGCCGCACAUCACCUCCGACUAAGGCCUUGGCUGGUGGCCUCGCUUCCCAGGUCCUGGGAUCUCUGCUGCAGGUCUUGGAGCAGGCACAGUCCCAUCGGCUGGUGGGAGAGAUCGCCCCAGCCCUGGCCGCCGUGGCGAACGCAGCGCCCAGGGAGUUCCACAACCAUUUUGAGGACUCCGCGGAUCUUCUGCUGGGCUGGGCAGCUGGCCCGGGCCUCUCCGACGACCAGCGGGUCGUCAUCAACGCAGCCUUCGCGGCCUUUGGCCCACAUUGGAGAGACGAGCGCCACCGGCCAUUUGCCACGGCGAUGCAGCGCAAGGUGGUGGCAGACAUGCAAAAGCUAGUGGAGGGCGACCGUGAAGCUCUGCAUGCUUUGCUCUAUUGCUUCUAUGGCAUCUCCGUUGCCAUGGGGAACCUCGGGGAGUUUUACGAGACGGCCGCACCGAUAAUUUUGAAGUGCAUUGGCUCUUGCGGGAACCUGGCCUCUCUGUCCACGCAGGGCCCCGAGAAGGAGCAGAAGAUCUUGGGCCGGGACACCGAGGUGACGCUGGUGUCAAGGGGUCUCAGCCGCACACGGCUGUGCCUCGCGUUGCACCUGGAUGCCCUGCAGUACGCUGGGCCUUCCGCACCAGCACCGCUUGUCCUCGAGGUGCCGUAA
Molecule: messenger RNA, 1395 nt
Organism: Symbiodinium necroappetens
Lineage: Eukaryota; Dinophyceae; Suessiales; Symbiodiniaceae
Source: the annotation of a GenBank genome assembly